Messenger RNA from Neocloeon triangulifer, 1883 nucleotides. RefSeq lists its product as uncharacterized. The record is from RefSeq and is a predicted model, not a curated record. NCBI's taxonomy places the organism in Eukaryota, Metazoa, Arthropoda, Insecta, Ephemeroptera, Baetidae. The transcript has 4 exons. The coding region runs from base 120 to 1778 and encodes 552 amino acids.
CAAAGCGAAUAGUGCGAUAAGUUUUCUGCACUUUGUUUUGCUACUCAUAACUUUUAUUUUUUCCCACGAAUAUAUAAAUCGGCUGAAAACGCGGAUUAUAAAACCCAAAGCUCUACACGAUGGACUUCAUUGUGGCUGCCUUUUUAGAUUACUUACGUUGCAGCAGAGAGCAAGAGGAAUUUGCACGCAACUUGGUACUUGAGACUGCAAGAAAGAAAAGGUCGAAAGUGCAAAACCUUCGGCCCCUGAGAGAACUGGCGCUGCAGAAAAUCAUCACCUUCAACAGAGAAACCUGCGCUGAAACAUUGGUGCCUUUUCAGCACUUCCCAAGCACUUUGAGGCUGGAAAUUAUCAAGCGGCUGCAAACUCAGAAUUCAAAGGUUGAAGGAAUCACACCUGACUUCAUGAUUCAGUGGACCGUGGACCUGGUAGGGCGCCUUCUGGACGCCUCCGUCAAGGAGUUUGACUUUGCCACGUUUUCCGACGGAAAAGACCAGGAGCGUGACCUGCGAGUUUGGAGGAUGCUCGUUGAAAGGUGCCCUAACCUGGAGUAUGUCGCAGACACUCGACGGCGCCGCCGUGUCAGAGGGAGGAGCACCGACGAGAACCUUCGAGAUGUGCUGCCCUUUGUACUGCAGCUGCCCAAGCUACGUCACAUUCUCCUCUCCGACUACAUCUGCAAACCAAACGACCUGACGCAAAUCAUUCAAAGGUUUCCGAGCCUCGUCUCACUUGGAUUCUUCUGCAAUGAUGUCCCGACGCUGCAGUCAAAUUUGUUCACCUUGCAGAGCUUGGAGGUGCUGAAAAUUAAGUGGGAUUGCCCAAUUCCAUCAAGUACAAUUAUUUGGCAGGAGCACGAGGCAAAAAGAUGUCAUUGCACUCAAUUGGGAUUGGAGUGUUUGAAACGGCUGCCUCGUCUGCGGUCCAGCACCUUUUGCAUUUAUGGAUGGCCAGGCAAAGAGCCUUGCACCUACCAAUGCCCUAGGCAGCCCCUUCCUCUGGAGCAACUGGAUAUUGCUGGAAGUUUUGACUUGCAACUUGUGCCAUCCCUAAAACAACUGGUGUGGUACGGCGUCGAAUCUCCAAGACCCAUGUCAGCAGUGUCGGCUCCAGCCUUUGCCUACUUGACCAGUCUCCGAGUCCUGAUCACACAUUAUGUGCAAGGGAACUUAAUUGCCGAGGUGCUUCCCUUCUGUGGAGGUCGACUGGAGGAGAUCAAACUGACGGUGUCCGACGACAGCUCACUGGACAUUUGUGACGUUUUCCUGCACUGUCCGUUGCUUCAUAAAUUCCACAUCUACUAUGAAAUUUUCGUCCAAGAACCAAAGCCUUUUAGCCACAACUUGCAAGCCAGUCACUUCCAGAACUUGCAGGAAUUCUUCCUGGACUGGAGGGUUAGCCAUGCCUAUGCGUCCAAGCUGCUGGCCCUCGUCCUCACAGCACCCCACUUGCAGCGUUUUGUCAUGAAGCAAAGUUUCACCUUGAAUGCCGAAGAUUGCGACCGCUUUAGUCAUCUUGUGGUCCAGGAACGAAUCCUGCAGAAACUGGAAACCUUUGUUUUUGGAUCCCAUCGAGAGCAGCCUGCGGAAUUGCUGGAUUUCCUCCGCAUGCUGCCAAUCUAUGCCCCUUGGCUGGAAACGAUGGAGUGCCUUGGAGCCCAUCGUUCGUUCUUGGUUCAAAUGCGAAGAUUGCUUGUGGAAGAAACUCUCAACGCUAUUGACGGUUUCUGUUUCAUCGACUCGCACAAGUUUCAUCGUGAGGAUUACACUGAUGAUUAAUCAACUCAAUUCAAAAACAAUUGAGACUAGACGGAAAUUCAGGCUUAUUUUAUAAAAUAUCAUCUGGAAUACAAUACAAUGUACUAUAAUAAAGUAAAAAAGAUU